Myotis myotis is the source of this 1386-nucleotide messenger RNA. It is a transcript of the gene CNIH2, whose product is annotated as cornichon family AMPA receptor auxiliary protein 2. The record is from RefSeq and is a predicted model, not a curated record. Gene Ontology annotation, biological process: regulation of AMPA receptor activity; vesicle-mediated transport. Gene Ontology annotation, cellular component: dendrite; synapse. Lineage: Eukaryota; Metazoa; Chordata; Mammalia; Chiroptera; Vespertilionidae.
GGCUCCGCCCCGCCGGCUUCACGGGCUGGAGAGAGGGAGCCGCGGGCGAGGGAUCGCAGGAUGAGCGAUCGGGGCCCGGGCAGUCGGCAGCGGACGCGCCGCCCGAGCCCACCGGCCCGCGGCCCCGGCCCCGGCCACGCCGCCAGCAUCCCCCGAGCCGUGCCCGAGCCCUGCGGGCCAUGCCCGGCCGGCCCUAAGCGCGGGCCGGGGGGCGUCCCCUUGCGCCCGGGCCCCGCGCUGGCGCCCCCCGGGCCGCCGCCCGGCGGGGGGGCCAUGGCGUUCACCUUCGCCGCGUUCUGCUACAUGCUCACCCUGGUGCUGUGCGCCUCCCUCAUCUUCUUUGUCAUCUGGCACAUCAUAGCCUUUGAUGAGCUGCGGACCGACUUUAAGAACCCCAUCGACCAGGGGAACCCAGCGCGGGCACGCGAGCGUUUAAAAAACAUCGAACGCAUCUGCUGCCUCCUGAGGAAGCUGGUGGUCCCAGAGUACUCCAUCCACGGCCUCUUCUGCCUGAUGUUUCUGUGUGCAGCGGAGUGGGUGACCCUGGGCCUCAACAUCCCCCUCCUCUUCUACCACCUCUGGAGGUACUUCCACCGCCCUGCGGAUGGCUCUGAGGUCAUGUAUGAUGCAGUCUCCAUCAUGAAUGCCGACAUCCUCAACUACUGCCAGAAGGAGUCCUGGUGCAAACUCGCCUUCUACCUGCUCUCCUUCUUCUAUUAUCUGUACAGUAUGGUUUAUACGCUGGUGAGUUUCUAAGGGGGAAGCUGGCCAGGGAGCGAGCCCAGAACGGACCGGACGCCUGUGCACCCCCAGCCCUGCUCCUCGGCCGCAGUGGCCUCAGCCCUGAGGAGGGAAGGGGCACUGGUGCCCCCAGCCUCCUCUCCACCCCCCAAACUGCUGCUGCGGGGACCUCCCGCCUUCAGAGCCCACUCCCCUUGGACUAGGGCUGGGCAGAGCUCUAAAUAGGGGCAGGAGCUCCUCUGCCAGCCUGUGGGCAUGGCGGUCAGUCCUGGAAGGGGCGGAACCUCCGGCCUUGUCCAACUUUGGGAAGGACUUGGGGCCCUGCCAAGGGGCAGGGCUUGACCCUGGAAGUUCUGGGCCAGCCCCCUCAACCCCACCCUGAGGCUCCCCCUGCAGGUGGGGGGGUACCCACACCCAGAAUGAGCAGGCUCAGCAGGGGGGCAGUCCCACUCCUAGCCUGCCCUCUCCCCUUCCCCAGGCUCUCUCUUCAGACUCCUUCCUGUCCCCAUUUGCCCCAACCCAGCCCACCUGUCUCUUGGACCUAUUUUCUAUGUUGCCUGGAGGAGUCCGGCACCCCCUCCCCGGCCAUUUGUGACAAAAUAUGAAUAAACUACUGCAAACACCUGGGCCCGUUCUGCUCCUGAA